Messenger RNA from Saccharomycodes ludwigii, 4137 nucleotides. It is a transcript of the gene OSH3, whose product is annotated as oxysterol-binding protein related protein OSH3. Gene Ontology annotation, biological process: endocytosis; ER to Golgi ceramide transport; maintenance of cell polarity. Gene Ontology annotation, cellular component: intracellular membrane-bounded organelle; cytosol; perinuclear endoplasmic reticulum. The transcript has a single exon. Bases 1 to 4137 code for a protein of 1378 amino acids. Gene Ontology annotation, molecular function: sterol binding. The record is from RefSeq and is a predicted model, not a curated record. Lineage: Eukaryota; Fungi; Ascomycota; Saccharomycetes; Saccharomycodales; Saccharomycodaceae.
AUGGAAACCAUUGAUAUUCAAAGUAAAGCCUUUGUCAUAAGAUGGAUCAAAAUAUUACCCUCUUCAACAAACGUUACAGUAUCCUGGCAAAUUAAACCGCUAAAAAAAUCAAUUGAAUUUGGUAUCUAUAAAAAAACAUUAAAUGAAUCUAUAUUUGAUAAUACCGGGUCUAACAAUAACUCCCCAAUUGAAAAUACGAACCAUUCAACUAAAAUAAAAACCAAAUCACCAAAUAAUACAACCCCUCCGACUACUUCCACUCUAGUUCAUAAUAAUACUAACUCCUCCAAUGCAAGCACCUCAAAUAAUAAUUUCACUAUUGUUCCAGAUACUAAAACUCUAAUAAAUAACGUUAUUAAUCAUUCUACUGGUGAUCAUCUUAAUUCAAGUCAACAACAAACAAUUUCAACAACACAACAUUAUCUAAAUGAAUCUUCUGAUGAUUCUACCGGCACUGCUGCUAAUUAUGGCAAAAAAUUACCCACCUCAAUUUCUGGGGUUCAACAGAAAUCUAAUGAAAUUCCAUUUAAUGUUAAGUUGCAACAAUCGGGAUUAAGUAAAGUUAAAUGGUAUGGUGUCAUCCAUGGCGAUAUUUUAUUACAAGACAGUUUAAUUAUUGAUCCAAGUGUUUUUGUAAAAAAUAACUACAAGCCUAUUUAUUAUGCUUUUGUUAUGGAUAAUUCUUCUUCAAAAACCGUAAAGAAAAGAGUUUUAGUAAAUUUUAGUAGUUCAGGUUGUACUAAAACAGUUUCUGGUCCAACUGGCACUCCUAACAUUUCUAUUCCGAGAAAAGAGCACAGUCUUAAUAAUGUAAAUUCCAAUAAUCAUAAUAGUCAUCGUCAUCAUCAUCAUGUAAAUAGUACAGGAGCAAGGGAUCAUCAUAAAUAUAAUAACAAGAAUAGUACUAGCAACGGAACCGUAAAAACAUCUCCCUCUAAGUGUAAAAGAAAUAAAUCAUUAACAAAUAAUUCACACAACUCUUCUACCACUAACACUACUAAUGCUAACACUACUACUAAUACUACUACUACUGCCAAUAAUAAUAAUAAUAAUAAUAAUAAUAAUAAUAAUAAUAACAGUAUUAAUAAUAACGGUGUUCAUAUAUCAAGUGUUUCAAGAAGAAAUACUUCCAGUAGUAACAAAUCUAGUACCGGUAAUACCAAUGCUAAAGCGUAUGACAACAACGGACCUUACACUUCACACAACGGAAGGUAUCUACAAGGAUACAUGUUAAAAAAGAGGAGAAAAAAAUUACAAGGUUUUUCCAAAAGACUCUUUAGAUUAGACUUUAAAUAUGCCACUUUGAGUUAUUAUUUAAAUGAAAAAACAAUCCAAGUGUGCAGGGGUGAAAUUGUUAUUAAUUUAAGUAUAGUAAGCGCUAAUUUGAAAAGUAGAUUAAUUGUUAUAGAUUCAGGUAUGGAAAUUUGGGCCCUAAAAGCCAUUAAUGACAAAGAUUGGAAAACUUGGGUCGAUGCUCUACAAAAAUGUUUUCAAAAUAAUGACCUGGUGGAAAAUGAACAACUAAAUUAUUUAAAAAAUAAUAACACUACUAUUUCACAUUCCACUGCAGUCGUUGCUGAUACUGCAGUUAAUAAUAACGAUGCUCAUAAAAACGAAAAUAAUAAUACUAAUUCUAACAGUAAAAAUAAUGCUAAUAGUAAAAAUAUUGUCACCAGCACCACCCCUACUACUACUACUCCUCCUCCUAUCACUACUAAUAAUAUUGAAACAAUGACUAAUAUUAUUAGUACUCCUACUUUGGAAUUAAAGAAUGAAGGUAUAGAGCCAGAACAACAGGCUGAUGACAUGGAUGCUGACUCAGAAGAGGAAGAUGGCGAUUCUGAUAAUGUUGAUGAUUCUGAUAAUGUUGAUGAUAUUAUUGUCUCACCUGGCAUAAAUAUUGAUGAAAAUGAAAGAAACUACAUUCAAGAUUAUGAUAAUGAUGAUGGCGAUGACGAAAUAAUUUUACAAAAUUUAGAUUCAUUACAAAACAAAAUUGUACUGUGUAUCAAGUUGACAAGUUACUCAAACAACAUUGAUAGAAUAUUGUUAAGUAAAUAUUUGAACGAAAUGAAUGUUUUGUGUCGACAAGUUACCAACAAAUCAAGGAAAACGAUAAAAGAAAAACAUCAGAUUAAAAAGUUGGAUGUAUCCGAUACAGAGGAGUUGCGUAAGUCUAUAAUUGAAAACAAGGCAAAUUUAUCGUUAAUCAAUAAAAAUAGAGAGAAAAGUAGUGGUCCUGAUAACAGAAAUCUUGAUAAUAAUAAUAAGGCAAAACAUCAAUAUUUGGGUGUCAAUCCUGUCACUAAUACAAAUGAAAAAAAGAAUGACAAUUUGGAGUUAUCUGAAAGCAUUGUAAGUUCUAAUAGUCAAUAUUACGAUGCAACUGACGAGUCACCACGUAUUAUUAUGCUAGCCGAUGAAGAUAAUAACAAACUUGCCAACAAUAACGGAGAUACCCACAGUGGAUUAGAUACUCCCAUCGUUGCCACGUUAGAUGACACCUUUCCAUUGGUAACUACAACAGCAAAUUCUGACGGCGCUUUGCAAAACGAAUCGGAAAAAGACAAUCCUGCUACUGAUACAAAAGAUACAUUUUCUCCCUGCAAAGAGCAGAGCGUCCAACCAAAAACAUCUAAUGAGAAGUUGCCCAAAGAUACGACAGUUAAUGUCAAUAUUAGUGAAAUAUCUACUCCAAAAACCAUUAUUUCGUCAAUUCCCUCUACAACUGCACAGGACAAAAGUUCUGCUUCUACUUUUUCAGCAGACAACAGUAAUAACAAUUCUUCAUCGUCGCUACCCUCACAGAAAUCCAAACCAUUGCCCACUCAAAAGGAUCAACUGACAUUAGUUAUUGAUAAUGCUAAUAAAUGGCCGUUAGUAAAUGAGUCCAAAUCCAUGCCAAUUAAAACAAUUAAGAGAAGAAAUGAUGUAAAGGCCAGUAACUCUCAACCACCUACAUUAUUGUCAUUUCUACGGAAGAAUGUGGGUAAAGAUUUAAGCUCUAUAACGAUGCCAAUUACGUCAAAUGAGCCAAUCACUAUUUUGCAGUUUUUGGCCGAAACUUUUGAGUAUUCAGAAUUACUAAACAAAGCCGUUACUGCUGAAAGCCCAGUGGAAAGAUUAGCUUUGGUUACGUCGUUUGCUAUAUCCAAUUUAUCACUGCACAGAAAUAAUAUUAGGUGUUUAAGAAAGCCGUUUAAUCCAUUAUUGGGAGAAACGUAUGAACUAUGUCGAGAAGACAUUGGUUUUAGAUUUAUUGCGGAAAAAGUUUCACAUAAGCCACAACAAGUUUUUGCCGUUCAUGUAGAUAGCAUUUUCAAUUGGGAGAUUAGUUAUACUAUUACACCUAUCCAAAAAUUUUGGGGGAAAAGCAUUGAAUUCAAUAACGUUGGUGUUUUGAAAUUGGAUUUUCUGGAUAAAGUCACUGGAAAGGUUAAGGAAACGUACCAAUGGAGUGCACCAACUACAAUUUUGAAAAACAUUAUAGCUGGCGAAAGGUUUGUCGAGCCCAUGGGGCUUUUCGAAGUGAAUUGUUUAACUAAUAAAUUACGGGCAACAUGUGAGUUCAAAAGUGCUGGUGGGUUUUUUAAAGGUCGUUCAGAAGAUGUUCACUGUCUAUUAUUUGACGAAAAUAAGUUAAAGACCAAGAAAAAAUCGCCCGUUAAAGUUGGUGAAAUUGUAGGUACUUGGACCAAAGAAUUGAAAUUGAUGCCUAAAAAUAAGAUACUAUGGUCCUGUGGCAACUUAGUUUCAAAUGCUGAGAAAAAAUAUGGCUUUACUGAAUUUAGUGCAAAUCUGAAUGACAUUACUGCCUUAGAAAAGGGCUACUUACCUCCAACGGAUAGUAGAUUGAGGCAAGACGUUUCUAGUUAUGAACUUGGCCAUAAUGAAAAAGCCGAAAAGCUAAAAUUGCAGUUGGAACAAAUGCAAAGAGAAAGAAGGAACGCUGGCAAGGAUGUCAUGCCACACUUUUUCAAAAAGAAAGAGAUUGGUCCAAAACAAGGAAAUACUUCUGCAGACACUGACGGUGCUGGAGAGGAUGUUAUAGAAGAAUGGGAAAUUAUCAAAGGCCCAAGUAACUAUUGGAAUAGAAGAAAGUUAGGCAACUGGGAUGGUAUUGAUGCAUUAUGGUGA